Miscanthus lutarioriparius is the source of this 465-nucleotide messenger RNA. The record is from the annotation of a GenBank genome assembly. Lineage: Eukaryota; Viridiplantae; Streptophyta; Magnoliopsida; Poales; Poaceae.
AUGGCCGUCAAUGCACUCUCCUUCGCCGUCCUCCUUUCCUUCGUGAUCUUGGUGCGUGUACACGAUCUACGUGGGACCGGGUCGAUCUGGAAGGCCGGGACGGACGCCGUGAUCAGCCUGGCUCUCGGCGCCGCCGACGGCGCCGGCUUCACCAUCCUAGACCUGCCCCGGUGGGGCGGGCUCAUGGGCGCCGGCUACGACUACUACGAGCGCGGCAACGUGGACAUCUUCAGCGCCCGGGCGCCCUGCCUGCCGUCGCCGCCGUGCCGGAUGAACCUCACCUCCGACGGCUACGGCCCGCACCACGGCUGGUACUGCAAGUCCGUGGAGGUCACCGCCACGGGGCGCCACGCCACGUGCACCAAGGCUGGGUUCGGUGUCGAGCAGUGGCUCGCCAGCGACGCGCCGCCGUACCAGCUCUACGCCGAGCGUAGCGUCUGCACGAAGAGUGACGCGGCGGAGUGA